Arachis ipaensis is the source of this 1367-nucleotide messenger RNA. RefSeq lists its product as uncharacterized. Lineage: Eukaryota; Viridiplantae; Streptophyta; Magnoliopsida; Fabales; Fabaceae. The record is from RefSeq and is a predicted model, not a curated record.
GCGGAAAUAAAAUUAAUUGAAUUUGAUUUUGUCCCAAAUCAGAGGUCUUUGCCCUAAUCCCCAAUUAACAAGUGCUGUUACUAGUUGCUUACUUAUUGUGACUUAGUGUUUCACUAGGAGUAAAACUGAAAGGUCACGUAAAGAGGGAGAGACGUUGCUCUGGAAGCUUGGCGCGAAGAAGAACGAAAACGAGGUGAGAGACAUUGUCGAAGUCGGAGCGUCAAGUGUGAGGGAUUGCUAGUGGCAUCAUCGCAUCUCCAUUCUUCGCUAGGAACAAAUCUACGAAGAGGUAAGUUCGCGUUCAUUCCAUCGUCUCAUUUACGUGGCUUUUGUGGACAGCAUUAUGAUCAUUUUGAUUGUUUUAGUAGUGAGCCAUUUUUGUUGUUUGUUUUAUGUGCUUGUAACUACUUGUUUAUUUAUUGUAUCUUCCCUCUACGAUUUUUUAGAUGGAUCGUCUAGUUACGUUUGUUUAUCAUCACAUGGGCGCCUUGAAAAGGGGUGGGGACGGUAAUGUGAUAUACGAUGAGGGUUUAGUAACUGAGAUACACAGGGUGAAUGUGGAGACAUGCAAUUUAUUUUUUGUUGAGGGCUUAUUUCUAUACUUGGGUUACCCUGGAUACAAUGAGGUGUACUGGCUAGAACCUGAUUUAGACUUAGGUAAGGGUCUUAGAGUGCUUAUGACGGAUGCUGAAGUGAUGAGGAUGUGUGAGAGUGCGAUGAAGAAUGACAACACUGUCCACCUAUAUUUUGAUCACCCCAUUGAUAUCAACCCUGAGAUCAUUGAUGAAGAAGUCGUGUCUGAUGGUAGCAGUGAUAGUGUGGUUGAAGUCAAUCCAGCUAGUGAUAAUGUGAACGAGGCUAAUGAGAAGGAGAAUAAAGGUGUGAAUGAGACCAGUGGUGAGGUUAAUGAAUUGAAUAUGGCUUUGAGUGUUGUUGUGAAGGAGACUGUGAAUGAGGUUGUAAAUGAGGCCACUGUUGAUGUUAACGAGUCGAACAAAGGUGAGAGUGGUGCUAUGAACGAAGCUGUGAAUGACGAGAAUGAGGACAAAGACACUAAAGGAGCAUCAGCUCCAGAGAAGGGUGUUAAGAAAGUUAGAAAGAGGCAUCCAAGACCACCACCUAGUGGUUUAUCCCGAGAGAGAAGAGCUGCCCAAAAUGAACAACCUGAGAGUGAUCUUGGAGAAGCUAAAGCGGUAAAUGAAUCCACAUACGAGACCAAUGCUGAUGAUGUUAAUGAUCCGAAUGAAGGUUCUGAUUUUGGAGAACCAGUUGCGAAUGAGUUGAGGCCAGAGGAACCUGAGAGUGAAAAUGCGACAGGUAAAUUCGUUGUUUUUUUUUUUUUGUUAGAGGUUAUGUGAAUAAGCAUU